AUGGACUUAUUUGGUGGAGGAGAGCUGGGGCUUUUGGGUGGAGGGGAGGGUUUGAGAGACGAUGUGGGUGUGGCAGGAAUCAACUGGACAGCCAAUCCACUUCCAGAUGACAUGUAUCCUGCAUCAGGAUUUGCCCUGGCAGCUGCCUAUCAUGACAUUAAGACACGGUUGGCCAGUCUGGAGAGAGAGAACAGCAGCAUCAAGAGGAAACUGAAACACUAUGAGGUCAAGUUUCCUAUGAUCAGUGGCUUUGGAGAGGAGAAGGUGUUGUGUUGUUCCUGUGAGACAGUUGUAAAAGAGACCAGCAGCACCCUGUCAGAAACCAACGACCUCCAGCAGAAGAUUAACUCUCUCACCCAGGAGCUUCAGGACAGUAAGGAGAGAGAGGAGAGGUUGGAGGAUGUUAUUCAGGCCUAUGAGAAAAUACACCUGGAGAAGACCAAUGUCCAGAGAGACCUGGACAAAAUGACUACCCUUGCAGAGCAACAUGUAGAGCGGAUCAGGAGUUUGGAGAUGGCUGUAAGAGAGCGAGACACCGCCCUGCAGAAACUCAGCAUCAAGCUGCACAAUAAGGAUGCCAGUUCUCCGGCCAACAGCAGCCUGAACGUGCCCAGAGAGAGCCGUGGGGCUACACUGCAGAGCUCCUGCAGUCUGGACGCCCUGUCAGACCUGAAGCUGCAGCGUUUGGAGGCGGAACUAGAAGGGGCAAGGCACAAGGUGGAGGGGGCGUGUCAGAGGGAGAAGGAGCUGAGGGUGGAGCUUCAAAGACUGCAGCAGGAAGUGGCACAACUACAGAAAGCCCAGAGACAGGAAAUGACAUCAUCGUGUGAACACUGUGACGUCGAGUGGAUAAAGAAAGCAGGAGAUGAACAGGUGAACUUAGCGCUAGCUUACACUGAGCUGACAGAGGAACUGGGUCGAGUUCACCGCCUGGCAGCCAAACAGAGUGAGCUCCUUCACCAGAACUCACAGGAGCCUGGUAGGCCAUAUACCUCCCAUCCAUCCCUCACCCCAGACAGGCUCUUCCCCUCCCCCUCGCCCCCCGCCUCCCCGGUGGAUGGCCCCACCUCUGCCUCCUACUCCCACCGACCAACCAGCAGCCGUCUCCGGGCAAAGUUCCAGGGUCGCCGUAGUUACUCAGAGGUGUCGGACCCCUCGGCCCUCCACAGGCUUUUGGCUGGUCCGAUGAGGGAUCCCGUAUCCACCCUCCCUAAGCCCCGGUCUCUGCUGGGCGGGAGUGGCGGGUACCCCCAAACCAAACCUCAGCUCCGCACCUCCCUUAUAGGACUGGUCCGACCGGCCUCUGCCCAUGGAGGAGGGGGGGAGAGAGGAGGAGGAGAGGGGGGAGGAGGAGGGAGAGGAGGGGGCAGCAGUCUCAGUAACAGCCCCCAUCAUCGGGCUCUGGACCUGGUGGACCUGGACUUUCCCCUGGCUGCUGAGGUGCACCAUUUCUGUCGACUUGAAGACCCCCCUGAGCCCACUCCACUGGUAACUCCACCCCAAUCCUCCGAUGAUGAAGAGGAGUGGGUGUGUCCUUCUCUAGUUGCCAGCCCACCUUGCCUGCUGGGUGCAACAGGGAUUGGCUCAUCGUCACCUAGGGAACAACCCCCCCAUCCCUCAUUCUCUGCCCCGGAGGGUGCGGCCACACUCUCCUGUCACCUGCCUGCCUACAUCAACAGUGAACAUGCUCAGUCCUGGCCUUCUAUCAACUUAUGGAUGGAGUCAGAGGAGAAUGCGAUGCGUAGCUGCCCUCUGUGUCAGCUGACCUUCCCUACUGGAUAUCCAGAUGACGCCCUGAUCAAACACAUUGACUCCCACCUGGAGAACAGCAAGAUCUAA
Molecule: messenger RNA, 1839 nt
Organism: Lampris incognitus (smalleye Pacific opah)
Lineage: Eukaryota; Metazoa; Chordata; Actinopteri; Lampriformes; Lampridae
Product: TANK-binding kinase 1-binding protein 1-like
Exons: 12
Coding region: 1-1839 (612 amino acids)
Biological process (GO): canonical NF-kappaB signal transduction
Cellular component (GO): cytoplasm
Source: RefSeq, a predicted model, not a curated record